CUCUGCCCUGGUGCUGCGCGCUUGAGUCGCCAACUCCAGAUCUCUACAGCAACCACCAUGUCCGACUACACUGUUCACGUGUCCAAUCUCUCGGCUACGACGACCGAGGAGACGCUAAAGAACUUCUUUUCCUUCUGCGGCUCAAUCAAGUCCGUUGAUCACUCUGGCACGGCCGCCACCAUCCACUUCGAGAAGCCGUCGUCGGUCAAGACCGCUGUGAUGCUCAACGGCGGUACCCUCGACGGCUCUGCGAUCGCUGUUACAGCCGACGCUGAUCACCCUGACGCGCACGACGGUCCUUCCGAUGGCACGACAAUCGACCAGGCCGACAAGCCCCGCGCCGCAGUCGUCGCGGAAAUCCUCGCGAAGGGUUACAAACUAACCGACGACAUCCUCCAACGCGCCAUCGAAGUCGACAAGCAGCGCGGGAUCUCGCAGAGGUUCAUCGCGUACCUGCAGAACCUCGACAAGACGCUCGGUGCGAAGGCAGUCGGUCCCGAGAAGACGCUGUCCGGCAAGGCUUUGGAGACCGCACAAGCCGCGACGCAGCAAGCAAAGGCGAUCGAUGAGCAGAAGGGCAUCAGCAAGGCAGCCGGCAGCUACUACGAACGUGCCCUUGCCUCCCCUCUCGGCCAGAAGGUCUUCGCCUUCUACACCCAGGCGUCCAAGCAGGUCCUCGAUAUCCACGAGGAGGCGAAGCGUAUACACGCCGAGCACAAGGCUGCGGCGCCAGCGCCUGCAGGCGGUGAGGCCGCUCCCGCUGCCACACCCGCUGCGCCCGCCGCUGCUGAGCCGAAGGUUUGAGGGUAUAGGUUGGUACGAUCAGUGAUGGGUGCAGGCGUGUUGAGUUAUUGAUUAUGUGGCCAUGUCAUUCUCUGGAUCGAUAUAUCGAACAGUGCACGCGCGAUGACCCGACAGACUCAACUACCCAUAGGGAUAAACUUUAAGUUGUACAUGUAUCGACGAUAUCCAAUGUGGAUAGCUAUGUUCUGUUCAUCUGCGGAAAUGGGCUUUGCGUCGGUGCGCUCACCA
This is a messenger RNA of Schizophyllum commune H4-8, 1032 nucleotides long. RefSeq lists its product as uncharacterized. The coding region runs from base 58 to 804 and encodes 248 amino acids. The transcript is spliced from 9 exons. Gene Ontology annotation, molecular function: RNA binding. The record is from RefSeq and is a predicted model, not a curated record. Lineage: Eukaryota; Fungi; Basidiomycota; Agaricomycetes; Agaricales; Schizophyllaceae.